AUGGUAACACAGCCCGUAGGCCUACGAAGUUGCACGCCGAGGAAAAACAUCGUGUUUUUGAAAACUUACAAAACAGGCGGAACAACGCUAGCACGAAUACUUGAACAAUAUGCUUUCGACAACAAACUAAAUGUGGUCAUUAAAGAAGGAAAACAAAAACAUUUGCCCGUUACAAACUUGAUUAAUUUUAAUUCUAAGAUGAACUUCGUACCCCCGAUGGGCGUCAAACAAGGAGAUUAUAAAAAUUAUAAGUACAAUGUUUUUGCGCUACAUGCUCCAUAUAAUAGGCCGGUUUAUGACUCGUUUAUGGAAAAUAACUCGAUUUAUGUGACUUUAUUACGAAACCCGGUCUCUCAGUUCGAAUCUGCUUUUGAUUUUUUUAAUGUUGGGGCAGCCGCUAUAAGAGACAGUUCAUUAAAUAAAACACAGAGGUUACAGGUUUUCUUUAAAGAUCCACUUAAAUAUUGGACUCCAUUGAAAAGAUCUCAGCGCUUAAUUUCUCGUAAUAGUCAGAUUUGGAAUUUGGGCGUUGAUCCUGCGAAAUGUCCUAAUAGUUUUGUUGUUGAUUAUACGAUUAAACGAUUGGAUAAUGAACUUGAUCUAGUAAUGAUAACCGAAUAUUUUGACGAAUCAUUGUUAUUACUGAAGAAAAGGCUUUGUUGGGAAUUUAAAGACAUUUUGUAUUUGCCUCGAAACGUGAGAAGUUCGCGCGCUACUUUAAAUGUGGACAUUCGUAAAAAUAUAUCAAAGUGGAAUUGGAUAGACACGAAAAUAUACUCUCACUUUCUCAAGCGUUUACAUAAACUUAUAAAGGACUAUGGUCCAAAAUUUCAAGACGACUUAUCUGCGUUCCGUAACAUGACUUCAUUUGUUUUUAAAACAUGUGUUGCUAAUGAAAAAGUGCAAACAUUCCGUAAGACAAAAAAGAUUGCUUUCGACAUGGUUCGUGGUAAUGUUACCGGCCAUGGCGGAAUUUGCAGGCGUGUUGGUAAAUUAGACGAAUGCAAUUUUGGUAAUGGUUACAUUUUGUUGCUUGAUUUAGCUUACAUAUGUGAGAGUGUUACCUCCGGCACUACAGAUUUGAAUCCUCACCUCAAGAAUAUGAUGAAGGGAAAUACAAAUAGAACUGUACGCGGUGGGGGUGGUGGUGGUGAUGCUGAGGAACUUGGUGAAUAA
Messenger RNA from Anneissia japonica, 1176 nucleotides. RefSeq names its product galactosylceramide sulfotransferase-like. The transcript has a single exon. Lineage: Eukaryota; Metazoa; Echinodermata; Crinoidea; Comatulida; Comatulidae. Bases 1 to 1176 code for a protein of 391 amino acids. Gene Ontology annotation, biological process: glycolipid biosynthetic process. The record is from RefSeq and is a predicted model, not a curated record. Gene Ontology annotation, molecular function: galactosylceramide sulfotransferase activity. Gene Ontology annotation, cellular component: membrane.